AUGGGAUCGAUCCCACGCCCCAGGUUCGCCAAGCCUUCCAUCCCCCGAGGUCGUAACUUUUACAAAAACAUUUUCAAGGGUGGUGAGGUAAAAUUGGUCUUAUUAUUUCUAUUGCAGGAGGUGUUUUCCAAAUUUAACGCAACUCAGACCGCUAGCUUGGAAAUUCUCAGUCGGACCCGAUAUCUAUGCGCCAAAUACCUCGGUGGAGCGUGGACUCGAGUCGGACUCCGUCAGUUUCAUAUCAGGCCGGUCACUGGAGGAAUGUCAAAUCUACUGUUCUUCGUCGAAUUAGCACCAAACGUAGAAAGCCUAGGAACAGAAGCACGACAAGCUCUGUUACGUAUACAGUGUCAAACCGAUCUCAGUCAUCUGGUCAGCGAGUCAGUUGUAUUCACACUCUUAUCAGAACGAUCUCUCGGUCCAAGACUGUUGGGAGUUUUUCCUGGUGGUCGAUUUGAGCAAUUCAUCCCUAGUCGACCACUACAAUGUCGAGAAAUCAGUCUACCCGCGCUAAUUGCCCCAAUGCUAGCGAGGGUGCAUACACUUGACGUGCCAAUACCAAAAGACCCGCAAGUGAUGACAUCUGCUCGCGGAUGGCUGGCGAAAUUCCGCCAGAGUACGAGAGGCGCGCUGCCAAUCGAUAUACGCUGCACGGCCGCUCGCGUGCCCAGCAAUUCGUACCCCUCAUCGGUGACUUGUGAUGAAUUAGAAAAGGAAUUGGACUUCGUCGAGGCAUUUCUGGUGAAAAGUAAAAGCCCUGUCGUUUUUUCACACAACGAUUUGCAGGAAGGGAACGUGCUUUUAUUCGAUGGCUAUGAUGUCGCAAAUGAUGGCUCUAUCAGUGCUCGAUCUGAUGAUGUCAUUUCAACAGAUCCAUUGGUGCUAAUAGAUUUUGAAUACUGUAGCUACAAUUAUAGAGGGUUCGACCUUGGAAAUCAUUUCUCUGAAUAUGGCUAUGAUUAUAACUGUGAUGAGGCACCAUACUACAAGAUAUAUGGCGAAAUGUUUGAAGUCACCCAUGAGAGGCAGAAUUUUUGCGCCGCCUAUCUGGAUGAAGUUUACAAGAUGCGGGAUUCUGGUGGAAAUCCCAAUUUUCCGUCAGACUUGGUUACUGGAGACCGUGAUGCCGAUCUGAGUCGUCUUAUAACCGAAUCUACUCUCUUCAUGGCAGUGGCUAACAUCUUCUGGUCAUGUUGGGCAUUAGUCAACGCUGAGGAUUCGGUAAUCAAUUUCGACUAUGCUUCAUACGCUCGAGAUCGUCUAGCCUUGUACUACCAUCAGAAAAAAGCACUACAAAAUUAUGUGGACCUUAACUGA
Messenger RNA from Angiostrongylus costaricensis, 1317 nucleotides. The record is from the annotation of a GenBank genome assembly. Lineage: Eukaryota; Metazoa; Nematoda; Chromadorea; Rhabditida; Metastrongylidae.